CUUCUACCAAAAGAAGACACACCACCACACCAAUUGGUUCUCCGCAUUCAAAAUAUAAGAAUUGCAAAUAUGGCAGUCUCACAGGAGAGAAUUAGUGUUCACUCCCUAGCAGGUAAUUACCCCAACUCUUCAAUUCAUACAUACCAUACGCAAAAUAUGAGCUAUACAUCCCCACAGCAAAACCAACUCAACACACAAACUAACACCUCUCCCAGACCUAAAAAACACCACCGACGAUGCCCUCCCAAUCUACCUCAACUCCCUAAAAUUCACCCAAUCCCACACCCUCACCGACGUCCGUCUCGGACUAGGUUACAGCGCCUUCGCCAUCUGCGCCGCCUGUUUCUACUGGGACUACACACUGGGCUUCGAGUCAACCAAAGUCUACACCGCAAUCGCCGUAGCCGCCUACACCCUCCUCAACACACUCCUCACCAUCUGGAUCUGGGGUGUGGAGAAAUCCACCGUCUACGUCGGCACCAAUCCCGCGGGCGAAACCAUAACCAUCCAAAGCAAAGUCGAUAAACACAAGCCGGUCUACCGACUCACGGUCACGACGAAGGGGAAGGAUGGCAAGAAGAAGGUGAAGAGGGUGGAUAAGGCGUUUGCGGGGUGGUUUGAUGGCAAGGGGCAUUUUGUUGCGAAGCCGUUUCAGCAGAUGAUGGCGAGGAGUUUUGAGGUUGUGGGGAAGGCGGAUCCGAAGAAUGCGGUGGUGGAGGAGAAGAAGAAGAAGGUGCUGGUUGAUAAUAGGAGUAUGGAUGAGAAGUGGGCUAGUCUUUUGGCGGAGAGUGAGGGGAAUGUUGCGGCUAGUACGGCGACGCCGGAGAAGAGCGCGAAGAAGAGGGGGAAGAAGGCU
This is a messenger RNA of Hymenoscyphus albidus, 856 nucleotides long. Lineage: Eukaryota; Fungi; Ascomycota; Leotiomycetes; Helotiales; Helotiaceae. The record is from the annotation of a GenBank genome assembly.